Molecule: messenger RNA, 668 nt
Organism: Chrysemys picta bellii (western painted turtle)
Lineage: Eukaryota; Metazoa; Chordata; Testudines; Emydidae
Source: RefSeq, a predicted model, not a curated record
AAUGCACCUCAGCUGAUGGGGGCUGGAGCCAGGACUCCUGGGUUCUCUCCUCGGCUCUGGGAGCAGAGGGGGACCUAGCAGGUUGAGGGCUUGUUUCAGGCCCAUUAACCCUUUCACCCCCAGGCACUAACUGGAUGCUGGAGAUCCUGAGUCUGAUCCAUUGUGACGGGGACCCCGGCUGGGUGCGCAGCGUGCUGAACUGGGAGCGGGCGCCCUGGGUGGAGAACCGGAGGGGGCUGGAGGCUGCCCUGAAAUACCCCCCGCCCCGGCUGCUCUCCUCCCACCUCCCCGUCCAGCUCUUCCCCAAGUCCCUGCAGCGCUCCAAGGCCAAGAUCAUCUACACCCUGCGCUGCCCCAAGGACGUCCUGGUCUCGCUGUACCACUUCUCCAAGCUGCUGCUCCUGUUCCAGGACCCUGGUUCACUGGACUCCUUCCUCGAGGACUUCCUGAGCGGGAACGUGCCCUACGGCUCCUGGUUCGACCACAUCACUGGCUGGAUGGGGCUGAAGGGCAACGAGAACUUCUUCUCCAUCAUCUACGAGGAGCUGCAGCAGGAUCCGUGGGGCAGCGUGCGGAGAAUCUGCAACUUCCUGGGGAAGGAGCUGAGUGGGGAGCAAGUGGCCACGGUGGUGGAGAACGCCUCCUUCCAGAGCAUGAAGGGGAACAAA